Messenger RNA from Aureobasidium melanogenum CBS 110374, 558 nucleotides. Its product is annotated as acyl-CoA N-acyltransferase. NCBI's taxonomy places the organism in Eukaryota, Fungi, Ascomycota, Dothideomycetes, Dothideales, Saccotheciaceae. Gene Ontology annotation, molecular function: protein-N-terminal amino-acid acetyltransferase activity. Gene Ontology annotation, biological process: N-terminal peptidyl-methionine acetylation. The transcript has 3 exons. The record is from RefSeq and is a predicted model, not a curated record. Bases 1 to 558 code for a protein of 185 amino acids. Gene Ontology annotation, cellular component: NatC complex.
AUGACAACGCAACUGGAUGCUUCGGCGAAGCCAUCACUUCCGGAAUUACAAUACAUCCAAUAUGAUCCAGACAAGGAAGCACAAUACCUCACCGCCAUCCGCGAACUGAUAUCAAAAGACCUUUCCGAACCCUACAGUAUUUAUGUCUAUCGAUACUUUCUCUAUCAAUGGGCAGAUCUCUGUUACAUGACGGUUGAUUCGACUGGGGAAUUGAUAGGCGUGGUCGUCUGCAAAUUGGAACCUCAUCGUGGUGGUCCAAUGCGCGGAUACAUCGCCAUGCUGGCAGUCAAGAAGGAGCACAGAGGAAAAGGCAUUGCGUCAAGACUGGUACGAAUGGCUAUGGACGGCAUGAUAGCAAAAGAUGCAGACGAGAUUGCUCUCGAAACUGAGAUUGACAACAUACCCUCUCUCAAACUUUACGAACGACUGGGCUUCCUAAGGACGAAACGCCUACAUCGUUACUAUCUGAACGGCAACAGCGCCUACAGGAUGGUGCUCUACCUUAAAGAUGGCGUCGCUCUGAAGCAGACGCAGAUGCCUUACGACCCGCUGUACUAG